AGGAUAGGGGGGUGAAUGAGAUUGACGAAGAGUUCUUGUUCUGUAUCUCAGUUUUUCUCUUUAUACUCAAAUUAAAUAGUGGGGAAAAUUAUCGGGAAAAUCACAUCAUAUGCAAUGGAGUGUAUUUGGAUAUUAAGUGGAUAAAUACACGCUCUGGGCGUUUUUCGGUGAAGAAGUACUACGGUGUUUGUAAAUAUUUAUUUAAAUAAUUUGUGUGAGAAGAGCAGGGUUGGCUGCUGCUCAAGUGAGUAAAAGAGGAGGCUGCCACCCCCUCAAUGCAAAAUUGGAUGGUGUUCAAAACUGAAGACUGUGUGAAGGCUGAAAGCUGUCCCGGACUGAGCUUCCGACAGAAAGGAUCAAUGAUGGAAUUACAGACCCUCCAAGAGGCCCUGAAAGCGGAAAUACAGGUUCAUCAGAAACUAGUGUCCCAGAUGAAGCAGGAUCCACAGAAUGCUGAUUUGAAGAAGCAGCUCCAUGAACUUCAAGCCAAGAUCACAGCGCUGAGUGAGAAGCAGAAGAAGGUGGUGGAGCAGCUGAGGAAAGAGCUGCUGGUUAAACAGGAUCAUCCGGAGGUCCAGGCCCAUCAGCAUCCCCAGCACCCAGUGCAGCCUGAUGGGAAGGCCUCUGCCCUGCCUAACCUCCACACCCCACCCUCCCUGCCCUCGCCUGACAAACUGAGCACGCCACAGAACACGAUGACGAUCACCCCGGUCAUCGCCACUAAGACUCUACCUCUGGUACUGAAAGCUGCCACCGCUACCAUGCCUGCUUUCACCGUGACGCCGCGACCUUCCGUCGCCAAGGUCACAGCCAUCAGCAACACGCCCAAGGCCAGCAUAGGUCACCCUGACUCACUGAGUGCACCUAUCAACCUUCAGACAUCCAGCAAGUUGACCCAUCAAGGAAUGGAGCCGGUUCGGAUUGUCUCCAAGAACACUAUUGUUGUGCAGGCCACCGCCCAGCCUAUCAAAGUUCCUCAGUUUAUCCCUCCGCCUAGACUGACGCCUCGACCUACCUUUCUAACGCAGGUCCGACCUAAACCAGCCACGCCUACGCCCACUUCCACGGUACCCAUCGCCCCUGCGCCCCCUCCUCCCAUGCUGGCUGCCCCUCAGCUCCUCCAGCGGCCUGUCAUGUUGACCACCAAGCUGACCUCCACCUCACUGGCCUCCACCACCGGGCCCAUCCACCAGGUACACAUUGUAAACGGCCAGCCCUGCGCCAGCAUCACCAAGACCCUGCCAUCUGCCCAGCUGACUGGCAUCGUCAUCACCUCGCCAGCCACCAUUACGGCCACCCUGGCAACUCAUCAGACCCUUCAGAUCAGAAGCCUCAGCCCUGACACCAAGACUGUUAAAGCUCGGGGUGUUACAGAGCCGAAGACCUCGGCCAGUGCGCCCUCCUCUCCUUCACACACCGCUAGAGGCACCCCUCCACCCCUGCUGAGGAACAAGAGAGAGGACAACCCCCAGAAACUUGCCUUCAUGGUGUCCUUGGGACUUGUGACAUAUGACCAUCUGGAAGAGAUCCAGAGUCGGAGGCAGGAGCGCAAGAGGAGAACAACAGCAAACCCAGUAUACAGUGGAGCAGUGUUUGAGCCGGAGCGUAAGAAGAACGGCGUCACAUACCUGAACACUCCUCUACACCAAGGCACCAGGAAGAGAGGUCGCCCACCCAAAUACAGCAGUGUUCCUGAGCUGGGUCUUCACACCCCAACAUCCCCCACCAGCAGUCAUUCCGCCUCCCCGGCCCACCACCGGCCAGAGAGGGGGGGCUCUCACUUCCCCGUCCACCCCCACACCCUCCCUCUGCCUAGACCCAGCUCCGGGGAUGGAGACAUCCAUGAGGACUUCUGCACUGUGUGCAGGCGCAGUGGUCAGUUGCUCAUGUGUGACACAUGUGCACGUGUUUACCAUCUGGACUGCCUCGCUCCACCCUUGAAAACCAUUCCCAGGGGCAUGUGGAUCUGCCCCAAAUGUCACGACCAGAUUUUGAUGAAAGAUGAGGCAAUCCCAUGGCCUGGAACCCUCGCUAUAGUUCAUUCCUACAUUGCGUAUAAAGCAGCUAAAGAGGAGGAGAAGCAGAAACUGGUGAAGUGGAGCUUGGAACUGAAGCAGGACAGAGAACAGCUAGAACAAAGGGUCAAACAGCUGAGCCAAUCCAUAACGAAAUGCAUGGAGAACAAGAACACUAUCCUGGCCCGUCAGAGGGACAUGCACAACUCCCUGGAGAAGGUCAAGGGCCUGGUGCGUCUCAUUCAGGGCAUCAACUUCUGCCCUUCCCCUGAGGCCUCACCGCCAGCGGUCCAGACCAGCAUGACAAAUGGAGGAGCAGACUGUGCCAGUGCUGACCACACGGACGACACAAGUCCUGAGGAGCACAAGAACAUGACCAACAACAGCGGCGACGACCUGAACAACAACGUGGACGGGGCGACCGAGGAGGAAGAGAAGAAAGAGGAAGUUAGAGAGAUUGACAACCUCAACAGCAGCAGCCUUGGCAAAACCUUUGAGCCUCCCCAGACUAUAGCACCGGCCCUUGUGGAUAUAGCAGAGGGGGUCAAAUAACACCCACCCACCCAGCCCAGGGACAGGAACAGGAACCCCCAAAGAGAGGGAAAGAAAAAAGAUCAAGCACCCCAUGAAGUUGCCCAAAGUUGCCAAUCGAUUAACACACACCGACAUAUAUAUUUUUUGGGUACUUGUUAUUGUAGUUGUGUAUUAUUGGAUUGUCCGAGAGGACAUUAUGAGUAUCAGUCCGAGAAAUGGAAAGGGACGAAGGAGGGUGACUUAUGUACCAGUGGUAUGCCAAUCGAGGUCAAAGAUUAUUAUUCAAGUCUGACGAUAUUGACGCUCUUACUCAUAAUAACGAUAUUGUUAAUAGUAAUAAACAUCACACCAAUGUGUGCCUCCAAUAGUCGCCAUAGCGCCUCUUUGUGGGGAUGGUUUCUUAGGGUGUCUUAGUCUGCAGCUUCAGGGGAGAUGGAUCCGAGAUGUCCAAAGACGAGACCUGCCCGCUCGCCUGAAGAUCCACCACCUACACCACACCAGAAACAAUUGGAUCAACCAAAACACCAUAACAGCCAUUUGGAAUUUAUAAACUACCAGGGGACGAGGUUUUUUUGUUUGCUGCAGUAUUUGUCAACAGUUUUGAAAAUCACUGAAGUAUUGCCUGAGGGAUAUGAUUAGUCCCAAAUCACACUUUUUGUCUUACAGGAGCUCCAGCUCACCUCCAUCCAUCUAUCCCACCUACCCCAUUACGACCACCAACAACUCUGACAAUACAGCUUAAAGUAACAUCACAGGACAGAUGAUGGAUCAACAUAGGUCAGCCUCACGUUCAAGUUGUAUCCACUGUCACCUCAGUGCUGCCCAACAGACAGCCAGACAGACCGGCUACAGUGGGAGGAGCCCAGCAUUCAGCUUACGGUCUGUGGUCUUCAGCUGCAUCACAUGGACUCAUUGCAGGCUUCGUUUUUCUUUUCGAGGUCACCUUAUCAUAACUUGUGUUGCGUUAUCCAUUGUUGCUGAACCUAGCAUUCCUUUUUGCAUUUUUGCGAAUAUGAUUGACCAAUUUGUUGAGUGAUACGUUUUAGAGACAUGGACAGAAAGCUGCUGCAUCAAUAUUCCAUGUGAAUGCAGCUCUAGACAUGCACGGGGACUUAGCAACUAUCAGUUCAGAUAUUGUCUGAGAGGUUUUUUGUGUUUGUUUUAUUUCUAUUCAGGUCUUCCUAGUUUUCGAACCUCAAGAUAUGCUUCUUCAAAAGUGCUUUUCUGUUUCGCAUUACUUUGGUUUCUUAUAAAAUAUAUUAGAACUGGAAAAAACGAUGUAAAUAGCUUUCUUUUCUUUUUUUGUUGAUGAUCCUUGCAAUUGAAUUAUUAUUCAAAAUGCUGAAUUCAUAACUGCCAAAUGCUAUUGUAUCCAAAUACAGCAGGGAAACAGUCUUAUUUUCUUAUAUAAUGUUUUUAAGGUUUCAAUUAGGAGUCCCCAUAGAUAGGCACAAAUUUAGCAUGGCAGUUACAUACAUACAAAAGAGAGUGUGGCAAUGACAUUGUACCAAAUGUUGUUUGGAAAAAUGGUCAGGAACGCUGUAGGAAAAGCACAAACUUGUUGGCAAAAAACAACUGGAACCAAACCACAUACCCUCAUCCUGCCAUAAACAUGUCUGAAGUAAAUAUGAACAUUUGAAUGAUUAUAUUUUACACCACCACACUGACAAGUCACUUUUCAUGUUACACUUUUGUACAGUAUGUGUAGCUUUUGUUUAUAACCUGCCAUUUGACAUGUUUAAGUCCUUAGAGUUGCAAUGCAAUGUAGAUAUAUUAGUUGUGAAACACUUGAGAAAUUAGGGACGUUAAAUGGAAAUGAAGGAAUAGGUUGCCAGUAAACAUAUCAUUUCAUCACAGGGCCUACUUGCUGUACUACACCAUACGGUAUGGGUUCCCCUGGGGGGGGUGCCUUUUCUAGAGAGUUUGAAGGCUUUUACAGGGCUUUAUAUAUUUCCUCUGACAUGAAAUGCACCCAAACCAUGGCAAUGUUUUAUGUUUCAAAAUCCAAUAAAAAUCAUAAUAAUAAUGCAAUUAACUGGAAAGCACAAGAGAAGAUGCAAAUCGGUUUUAAUCUAUAGCCAGAUCGAAAGGAAAGCAUUAGUUAAAGAAUAAGUGAUGGCCCAGUCUUGUGUUGAGGCCACUCUUCCUUUUGGCCUGCGGUACUUGUCAUUGUAUAGCAAUUGCCUUAAGAAAAUGUUGCGCCUCGUGAACAAACUGUUCGGUGUAUUGUUGGUCUUGUUUGAGUGUCACAAAAAAAAAAAAUCUAUGAAUUGUGGAAAUAUUGUCUAUUUGGGAUGAGCCACUUCAGGAAAUCUACUUCUCUUUGCACAGAACUGAGAUGAUAGGCUAACAUGGGAAUCUAUUGUAUUUACAAGGGGUCAGUUGCUCUGAGUCAUCAUAUAAGAGAGUUCUGAUAAGUUUUGACUUGACUUGCCAGUGUAUGAAAAAUAAGGAUUGUGAUUUGAACUACUAUUUGAGUUGUCCCUCCACCAAGUCCCUCAAAUACAAGCAAUUAGCAAAUAUUAUAAUGCACCUUUUGGUUGAACACUCAACAGUGUUAAAUCCUUUAGUUCUCUCCUGACUUGCCAUCUUCACAGGGCAAGAUGCAAAUGAUAGAAGUGGCAGCAGUGAUGACACAUACUUACCAUGAAUAUGUACAAUUGGGGCUGGAUUUUUUUCAGAAUAUUGUUAAAUAAUUGACAUAUUCUUCAUCUUAUCUUUAUAAUCCUUUUGAUGUGUUUUUAUUGGGCCUUUUUGGCACAGAAGCUUAGAAAAUGUGGCUCUCAGUGCCUCUAAUGCAAUAAAAAUAAUAAGGAUGUCGGCAAAUACACUCCCCCAUCUGUGCUCAGCAUGAUGAGCCCAACAACAAAACUACAGCUGUCAAAACCUCAACAAACCUAUGCCUACAUAUGCAAAUAGAUUGUAUGGACAUGAUUAUACUUAUAAAAACAUUCCUACUUUUCAUAUAUAGAACUGAAUUGCACCUUUCCAACCUUGGUAACACUUUACUUUAAGGUGCCUUUCAUAAAAAAUAUUCAUAAGUCGUUUAUAGAUCUGUUAUUUAGUAGUUUACAGAUUUUAGUUUAGAACCCAUUAUAACGAAUAAGUAACAAAAAGUAACCAGGGUAUAGGCUACCUUGAUGUAAAGUGUUACAGCAGUAUAUUAAAAGCUACGGCUGUACCAUUAAAUGUUUAAUGUACUGUAUACGUACCCCAACGACUCAUGUAGGAAAUGAAAUGUCCCUCUCAAUUAAUGACUUUUAUUGGAUCAUAACUAUGAAGGCAAAGUGCUGAAUAUUAUGGGCGUAAUUGUUUUUAUUUUCUGACUUAUGGGGGAUGAUGUGGUAUGGCCAACUCAAAUAUUGUGUAGUGCUUUGUGCUGUGAAAGAAAGUAAAUGUCAUGCUGUGGUAAAAAAAAUAUGGAAACAAAGUUCAUAUCCAAAGAAUGAUUUUAAAGCCUAUUUUAUUUUCAUUUAUGAUCUACACCAGCUAAAUAAUAUUCGCAACGAGAGCAACCAAUUAGGAAACCAAUAUUGAUUAGAUUCUUCAUCUCUGCAUAUCUUGAUUAGUUCUGAAAACAGUUAUUCUCAUGCUAUAUCAUGUCACAUCUGUGGCCUUCAAGUAUUUCAGUUGCAUUUCACUGCCAUCAAUAUGGAGACCCCCUCUUUCUUGUAACCUCUGUCCCACCUCUUACUUCAUGCACACAUAUCAUUUCAUUAAUAUAGAAGGCUUUUUCUCAACGUAAAGUAUUCUUACUCUUUGUUAAGAUGCAUUGUAGCAAAUCAAGCAAGUCAAAGGCACUAAUGUGCCGAAUAUAGUGUAAAUGGUUUAUUACACAGACUGUGUACUCUCUUGUAAUAUUUGUCAGUUGUAUUUUUUCACAAUAAUUUUUUAAAAGAAGUAUUUGUUUAUUUUUGACUACGGUUUUGUUACCAAUCCUUUUAGUUGCCUGUGAUCCACUGAUUUAUUUGACCUCCUUCCUGUAUUUGAGUUAUUUUAUGUAGCUAUUUGUAUGCAGUGUUUGGCAAAUUCCAUUGCGGUGUCACAGUAAGUCAAGAUUUUUGGAGCAUUCGAUCAAUUUGUAUUUAUUUAUUUGACCAUUUUUAAAUAAAAUUACAAAGUUGUAA
Messenger RNA from Salmo salar (Atlantic salmon), 6676 nucleotides. Its product is annotated as PHD finger protein 21A. Gene Ontology annotation, molecular function: chromatin binding. Lineage: Eukaryota; Metazoa; Chordata; Actinopteri; Salmoniformes; Salmonidae. The record is from RefSeq and is a predicted model, not a curated record. Gene Ontology annotation, biological process: negative regulation of transcription by RNA polymerase II. Gene Ontology annotation, cellular component: histone deacetylase complex.